This is a messenger RNA of Triplophysa dalaica, 1338 nucleotides long. RefSeq names its product filamin binding LIM protein 1 (gene fblim1). The record is from RefSeq and is a predicted model, not a curated record. Gene Ontology annotation, biological process: cell-cell adhesion. The transcript is spliced from 9 exons. The coding region runs from base 119 to 1144 and encodes 341 amino acids. Gene Ontology annotation, cellular component: focal adhesion; stress fiber. Gene Ontology annotation, molecular function: filamin binding. NCBI's taxonomy places the organism in Eukaryota, Metazoa, Chordata, Actinopteri, Cypriniformes, Nemacheilidae.
AGGAGGUCGAGGAAAUAUAACUUGCAGAACAAUGAAAGAGAGACACAGAAAGAGAGAGCUGGAAAAGGCGAACUGAAGGAGGUCAGCAGUGUGAUCUUCACGUCUGAUCUUCAGCAUUAUGGCGUCCGCGGUGCCUCAGAAGCGGGUGGUGUCGUCUGUUUUCAUCACGCUGGCGUCUCCGUUCAGGGCGACCGUCACCCCGACCACUCCCGUCCACAACAGCCCCGUCAGAGACCUGCAGCCGGCCGUCGCACCGCUGCGCUCAUCAUUAGCAUCCUCACAGGACGGACCCAUCAUGAGCCCGUUAUAUGCCCGGUCCAGACCCCCUGCCACCCUUACCCAGAGCCCCUACAGGCUGGACGACACAGACAGACGCCAUGCAGAAGCGGUCGUUAGCAAUGACAUGCCCCUGCCUCCUCCCCCUGAUGACUUCCAUGAACCCUGUGACCCCCGUAACCCCCGGCAACCAGACGCCCCUGCAGAGGCGUGUGCAGGCAGUGACCUGAAGCAUCCUUCAUCAUCAUCAUCAUCAUCAUCAUCAUGGGGAUCUCAGGACAGAGAUGUGUGUGGAUUCUGUCGUAAGCCGGUGUUGUUGUCUGAACCCGCUAUAGAUGCUCUGAAUCGCAGUUAUCACGCCGCCUGCUUUCAGUGCCGCCAGUGUCACGCGCCUCUCGCCGCCAAACUCUAUUAUAAUAGCUCUGGUAUUCCACUGUGUGAGGACUGUUAUCAGGCCAGUCUGGAACCAUGCUGGGCAUGUGGUGAUGUCAUUAAAGAUCAUGUGAUCCGAGCUCUGGAACGAGCCUAUCACCCACCCUGUUUUGUGUGCACAACGUGCAGACAGCCAAUCGGAGAGCAGAGAUUUGCACAGGGUGAAGUGGGGGAGGUUUACUGUCUGCAGGAUUAUUACAGGAAAUAUUCCCCGCAGUGCAGUGCAUGCGGUCAGAUGAUAAUCCCGCGUGUGGAUGGAACAGACAGCUACACCGUGGAGUGUUUGGGUCACUCGUACCAUGAGGACUGUUACCGCUGUCAGGUGUGUAAAGUUCUUCUGUCUCCGGAGCCCAAUGAGAACGGCUGUUACCCUCUGGAGGGUCAGAUUCUCUGUAAACGCUGUCAUUUCACCCUCAUCCACAACACACAGCAUUAAAUGCCACAUUGGAAUGAUUAUAAAUACUUGUUUAUUUUUAUAACGUUUUCUAAUUGUUUAACAUAACCCACUGUAUCAAUGUAUUCGACCUGUAUAUCAAUCUGAUGUUUUUGCACUUACUGAACAUGAACAAUACCCGCCAAAGACUGGCUCCAAAAUUCAUGUUCCAAAUAAACUAAUAUAUGUGCACGGCU